AUGCAAAACCCAUACGUGACAUCAGGACCCACAUUGGACGUUUCUCUGAACCAAGCCAUCCGCGUCCAAUCACCAGCCGGCUUCAACUCGCACUGGGUUGGGCACUGGAUCACAACCACCAACAAUCUUCAUUUCGUCUUAAUUACAUUCGCGAAUGUCGUCAAUGGAGGCCCCGAUAAUGCAACAGAUGGAGGCUCAGCCAACGGUUGCCUGAUUUACUCACUGGAGUCUGGUGGCUCAAGCUCGUCAUACAUCGCCGGAAAGCUUACCACCUUUGGGCAAGAUAAACUCAGAAUCCAGUUUGGCGAUCAGUACGAGCUGCACAGCUUAGCAGAUGAUAAUAUAUCUGCCAUCAACGUCAUCGCAAACUAUACUGAGAGCAAAUUUAGCCUCAACACGACAUUUCAGCCUCGAGGCUCUCUUUUAUUCAAUGGUGGCAGUGGAAGCCUCUAUUGGGGCUCAGUUUUCAACCAUCAAUGGUCCAGUUCAGCUGCCUAUACCACAGGAACGUUUAUCAUCAAUGGAACAAGGCACACUAUCGAUCCCAAGCACUCAACGACAUGGUACGAUCGUCAGUGGGGCGAAAAGAACCCAACGCAAGGGUGGCACUGGUUCCCAAUCCAGCUCGAAAACGGGGUCCGCAUCUCAACGUGGAUAAUCCCCACAGAACAAGGCGACGCCUUGAAAGCCUUCGCCACGGUCUUGUAUCCCAAUGGAGAACAGGAAGUGGUUAGCGUAAACCCUGAUAUCAAGCCGAAAGAUGCGUGGGUAUCACCGACUACGAACCGCACCUGGUACGGGUCCUUUGAAGUCUCCUUUUUAGAUGAAUACAAUAGCGUGAUCACUGCUGUAGCUCCCGACGUCACCAAUCGGAAAUUUGGGGAGGCUAGCUUUGGGCCAUCGUUUGCAUUUUGCGAUUCUUUCACGCUCUACAAGGGAACCUGGAAGGGACAAAGCGUUCGCGGCUGGGGAAUUGUCGAGCAGUGGCCGGCAUCUUGA
Trichoderma aggressivum f. europaeum is the source of this 999-nucleotide messenger RNA. RefSeq lists its product as uncharacterized. Lineage: Eukaryota; Fungi; Ascomycota; Sordariomycetes; Hypocreales; Hypocreaceae. Bases 1 to 999 code for a protein of 332 amino acids. The transcript has 2 exons. The record is from RefSeq and is a predicted model, not a curated record.